Molecule: messenger RNA, 1539 nt
Organism: Plenodomus lingam JN3
Lineage: Eukaryota; Fungi; Ascomycota; Dothideomycetes; Pleosporales; Leptosphaeriaceae
Molecular function (GO): protein binding
Source: RefSeq, a predicted model, not a curated record
AUGAUUCAGUUCUUAGGUCAGGUCUGCUCCCACGCAACAGGCACCACACAAACAUCGGAUAUGGCUUCACCAAUUUGCACGACGCCUGGUCUCUCGACCAUACCAACUGAACUACUCGACGGCAUUGCGAGCUACCUUGACUGUUCAGCGCUGCUUGCACUUUCCCUGUCCUGCAAGAGCGGAAACGUUUCGGCGAACAUUGUACUCUACAGAACUUACGUCAAUCUGGAGCCGCCCGCCAAAGCACCAAUGUACCUGUUUCUACGAACUAUCUGCGAGCGACCUGAUUUUGCGGAAAAAGUAAGGGAAGUCAAUGUCCGUGGCUGGAGAUUUGAGUAUGAAGUUGCAAUCGGUGCAGCCUGGAAGGGCAUGACGAUCCAAAGUGAGCACAGUGCGACUCAGCAGGAGCGAAAGGGACCCUUAUAUGCCAACAAAGACAAAGCCGGUCGCACGACACACGUACAGAGGACUAAGAUCUUCCUCGAUGCGGCUGUCAUGAGCGGGUUGAUCACCAGGCCGAAAGAGGAGACUAUCCCGGCGUUGAAGAAAAGCGCAGUGUGGUACACUUCUCUGAAAGAGGACGCUGAUUUAAUUCGUCUUAUCGGCCGCGGCGUGGAGGAUGCACAUGCCCUACUGAUGAUUGGACUGCUACCUAGGCUCCAAGUCCUCCAGGUAGAUGGACUCAGCCCAUACCCUUUACUUGAUUGGCAUCAUUUCUUGUCACGCUCAACCACCGCUCUUCGUGCCCUACGCAGCCUUAGCAUAUACGGGUCCACCACAAAGAUCUCGGAGCCAAGUGCAUCCUCCACGCUACAGUUCCUGGACAUGACGCCCAGUUUGGAGUGCUUGGAAUUAGGGGACAUUGCCAUAAAGGGACACCACCUUAGCAUUGCACAUCUCCCAUCCAAGACCCUCUCGAGAAUCUGCUGCAUGAACGCCGCCAUGGAACUACGGCUGCUUGCUAAGAGAUUGAGCGGACAGCGAAUCGUGCGUCUUCUGCUCGUUCCUGGUCCUCGACAGACGAAUAUUGUCUCUCGAUCUACUUUCUCACUCUCGGACAUCAUGCAGCUAAUCAGUGCCUCAAAGUCAACCUUGACCCACCUUGUGCUUUACCCCAUACGCCCCUCGACUGAAGCGACAAAAUUGAGAGAGUUUGACCGUGUCCAGAACCUAGAGUCGGUCCUACCAGGAUUAUUGGAUAUGGUUCCUGGCAUGUUGGACCCAGAGACGAUUGCGAACGGGCUGCGUAAGCAGAUACCCAAGUUGACAGAGUUGUCGUUGCAUUACCUGUCAUACCAGCUACAAACCAAGAUCGUAUUGGAGCAGUUGACGCAAAUCAAAGUCGACGGCCUACUUCCGGCCUUGGAAUUGGUCCGACUCCACUUUGAUCGUUCGGAGCCAUCGUUCGCAAAUGUCUUUUCGGGGCUCGGUUUUGGAGUGGACUUCCGACUGCCUGAUAUAGAACAACCGGUCCGUGAGGAUGUUGGAGAAUUGUUCUCCAAGGCAGGAAUCAAGUUGGAGAUGUGUGUAGAAGGCUGA